AUUUUAUACCUUGAGACGUCUCUACUACUACCCAGGUAUAUAAUUAGGGAUACACUCAAAAGACUCGUCACUGGUACAGGACUGGCGGCGGAAUCGACUAAAAUUGCUCCGAGUUUUUCCCCCCAUUUUUUUCAACCAUGGUUAUAAGGAAGGUGGCAGUGAUUGGAGCUGGUGCAAGUGGCCUGUCUGCGAUUAAAUCAUGCCUAGAAGAAGGCCUGGAACCAAUUUGCUUUGAGAAAGGCACUGAUAUUGGAGGACUGUGGAACUACCACGAGGACAACAGACACGGACAUGCAAGCGUGUUCAAGUCGACCACUAUAAACACAAGUAAAGAAAUCAUGGCGUUCAGUGAUUUCCCCAUUCCAAGUAAAUACCCGAAUUUCAUGCCACAUAACUACGUACUAGCGUACUUCAGAUUGUAUGCGGACCGUUUCAAACUGCUGCCGUACAUCAAAUUCAACAUCUGUGUUGAGAGUAUAAAACCAAACGCAGAUUACGCGUUAAAUGGCAAAUGGGACAUCUGCUUCAGAGACGUGACCAAACAAGAAGUUGUAACCCAAACGUUUGAUGCUGUCCUAGUUUGCACCGGCCAUCAUGUUGAUCCGAACGUUCCCGAGUUUCCGGGCCAAGACGACUUCAAAGGGAAGAUAGUGCAUACUCACGAUUACAAGAAUUUCUAUGGUUACGAGAAUAAAAGAGUGGUUGUGAUUGGUACAGGUAAUUCGGGUGGCGAUGCUGCAGUUGAUUUAGCAAAUGUUACUUCACAGGUAUUCCUCAGUACAAGACGCGGCACCUGGGUUAUAUUCCGUAUCGCCGAUAGUGGAUUGCCAGGUGACUUUGUCGGAGUUAGACGCUAUAUUUCUGAGUGGUUACCAGAGUCGAUGUUGGUUGGUAUCCUGGAGAAGAUGAUGAAUAAACGAUUCGACCAUGCUCUUUUCGGUCUGUUACCUAAACACCGAGCCAAUCAACAGCAACUCAUGGUAAACGAUGCCCUGCCCAAUGUGAUUCAGACCGGACGAAUUUGCGUCAAGCCGAACGUAAAACGCUUCACCAAUACUGGCGUGGAAUUUGAAGAUGGUACGUUUGAAGACGGUAUCGACAGUGUUGUCAUGGCGACCGGAUACAAGAUUAAGUUCACAUUUCUCGAUGAGUCUGUUGUAAAGGUCAACGACAACGAGGUUUCUUUGUACAAGUACGUAUUUCCACCAUUACUAAAACAUGGUACGUUAGCAGUGAUCGGACUCGUUCAACCAAUAGGCUCUACUGUCCCCAUCGCUGAAAUACAAAGUAGGUGGGCAACCCGCGUGUUCACAGGAGCCGCUAAGUUGCCACCAAAAGAUAUCAUGUUGGCAGACAUCAAUGCGAAGCGGGAAGCCAUGGCGUCACGAUAUAUCAAAUCACAGCGUUACACAAUACAGGUCGACUAUAUUCCUUAUAUGGAUGAAAUAGCAGCACAAUUCGGCGUACGACCAAAUUUCAAGAAGCUGUUCUUCACUGACCCUAAAUUAGCUUUCAAGUGUUAUUUUGGGCCUUUCUCAACGUACCAAUACCGAUUAAUUGGCCCGGGGAAAUGGGAGGGGGCAAGGGAGACUAUUGUGACGAUUUGGGACAGAGUUGCGGCACCAUUGAAUACUCGCAAAGUCGAAAUGCCCCAAAGAGAUUCCAGCUUUGGCGGUAUUCUGAAAAUGUUAGUGUUUUUAGUUGCAUUUCUUGCAGUAUUUUGGAAAUGUUGUCAGUAA
Messenger RNA from Saccoglossus kowalevskii, 1739 nucleotides. Its product is annotated as flavin-containing monooxygenase 5-like. Gene Ontology annotation, molecular function: flavin adenine dinucleotide binding; N,N-dimethylaniline monooxygenase activity; NADP binding. The record is from RefSeq and is a predicted model, not a curated record. Lineage: Eukaryota; Metazoa; Hemichordata; Enteropneusta; Harrimaniidae.